CACGGAGGAAAACAUAAGGAAAGGCGGUUCGAAUACCAAAUAAAGUUGGCCUUUGGGCUCCGUAUUUCUCAGUCUCUUAUCACUGUCGUCUCUCUCUCUCUCUCUCGGCUGGGGCUUUGGGAGAUUCGGAGCACAACUUUCAGGAUCAGUCGGUCACCGACGGUAAGGUAGCCGUCAUUAAGACAGCAGCUGAAAGAUAAAUACCCGGGAAUGUUCAAAGAUGUGCUUGCUUACGAAAUCCUUUCCCAUAGUUAACGAGAGAGUAGUUCCAUCUGUUGUGGCUCUGCUUUUUUAUAUAAAUGGUCAGAAUUCCUUGAAAUGGGAUUCAUUCUUUGAGCUCACACACAAUAAAUUAAAUAGUACAAUAACCUUUGUCACGUUAGAUCAUGAGAUUGUGGAGGAUGGUUGAAAGCUUAGUCUCUUAAGUUCUGCUUCUCUAAAUAUUAAAACUCAGUUUAAGAGAAGAGUGCUUAAAUUGUUCUGCUGCUUGACGUAAAUCUAUCAAAUAAUAAUGGUGAAUAAAGGGUGUUUAUUGUUGCAUAAGUACGAACUUGGUAGAUUAUUGGGACAAGGAACUUUUGCGAAAGUAUACUACGCCAAGAAUGUUAUUACUAACCAAUGUGUUGCUAUAAAAAUGAUUGACAAAGGAAAGGCGUUCAGGGCCGGGCUAAUGGAUCAGAUCAAACGUGAGAUAUCAAUAAUGAGAUUGGUGAGGCAUCCAAAUAUUGUACACUUUUAUGAAGUCAUGGCUACAAAAAACAAGAUUUAUUUUGUGAUGGAAUAUGCCAAAGGAGGUGAGCUUUUCAACAAGAUUGCUAAGGGCAGGCUUGAGAAGGAUGUUGCAAGAAAAUACUUUCAACAGUUAAUCAGUGCAGUUGAAUUUUGUCACAACAGAGGUGUUUAUCACCGUGAUCUAAAACCUGAAAACCUCCUCCUGGAUGAAGCUGGUAAUCUAAAGCUCUCAGAUUUUGGUUUGAGUGCUCUUGUGGAGUCUAAGAGGCAGGAUGGUUUACUGCACACUACUUGUGGAACUCCAGCUUAUGUUGCUCCUGAGGUGAUUGGGAGGAAAGGUUAUGAUGGAGCUAAAGCUGAUAUUUGGUCAUGUGGGGUGAUUCUCUAUGUACUCUUAGCUGCUUAUCUGCCUUUCCAUGAUACAAACUUGAUGGAGAUGUACAGGAAGAUCGAGAAGGCUGAAUUUAGAUGUCCAUAUUGGUUUCCUACUAAAGCGCGGAAGUUGUUGUCAAAGAUCUUAGACCCAAAUCCAAGUACCAGAAUCCCAAUUGUUAAAAUUAUGUCACAUUCAUGGUUUAGAAAGGGAUUUGAAGCUGAGUCAAAAGAAAAGAUUCCUACUGCUCUUAUCUCAACUUUUAGCUCCAGUGGUAGCAACAGUCAGGUUGAGCAAAAAGAGGAUAGUAUGAAGGCAACAAGCAUGAAUGCAUUUGAUAUAAUCUCUCUUUCUGAUGGAUUUGAUCUUUCCGGUUUAUUUGUGGAGCUUGACCGCAGAAAAGAAGCACGUUUCACUUCUUGGCUGCCUGCAGAAGCCAUUAUCUCAAAGCUCGAGGAAGUUGCCAAAAGCCUGAAGUUUAAAGUGCAGAAGAAGGAUGGUGGGAUCAUGAAAAUGGAAGUAACAAAGAAAGGAAGAAAGGAUGUUUUAGCUAUUGAUGCUGAGAUAUUUGAGAUCACCCCUUCAUUUCACAUGGUUGAGCUGAAGAUGACUGAUGGAGAUACUCUGGAGUAUGAGAAACUCUGUAAGGAGGAUAUUAGGCCUGCCCUUAAAGACAUAAUUUGGACUUGGCGAGGUGAUCAAGGGUAUUUACAGCAGCUGCAGAUUUGAUUAUAUAGUGAAUUUUGUUGCUUUCUAGUACUUCUCUGUUGUUGUUAUUUGUUGUUGUCUAGCUUAUAAUAUUGCUCUAUGGAUCUUUUUUACUUUGCGAGUUUAUAUCAACGAGAGCCUCAUAGAUAGAUUUGGUUC
This is a messenger RNA of Dendrobium catenatum, 1972 nucleotides long. Its product is annotated as CBL-interacting protein kinase 18-like. Gene Ontology annotation, molecular function: protein kinase activity; ATP binding. The record is from RefSeq and is a predicted model, not a curated record. Gene Ontology annotation, biological process: protein phosphorylation; signal transduction. Bases 512 to 1834 code for a protein of 440 amino acids. Lineage: Eukaryota; Viridiplantae; Streptophyta; Magnoliopsida; Asparagales; Orchidaceae. The transcript is spliced from 2 exons.